GCGUGCACCGUGCAUCCAGUUGUAUACCUAAAUGCGUACGGCACUGUUUUAAUAGUACACACGCGUAGUCACGGCCCAAUGAAUUGAUCCCGCGAGGUGCAUCCCCCGGAUAAAAAAGAUGUCGCGCUAUCUUUGAGGGCACUCCCGCUUUCGGAGGGCUAGCGCGCGCAUUUUCGAUCGUCCAUCGUUAACCAGCACAUAUCUUUCUCUCAAAGCAGACGCGCGUGUUUAAAACAAGUUCUAAUUUAAAAAAAAGGAAAGGAAUGAAGGGAAUUUCUAAAUCGUAGUUAUAAAUCAUUUAAAAUUUGCCACUAAAUUAAAUCAGAGCCAAAUAUAGCACGACCGAUCGAACCAACUAAGACCGAUGAAAAAAUACAAUUUAAUUAUCGGUAAAAUUAUAAAGAUACUGUAAUAUACAUACACGUAAUACGUAACGAAAUGAUUGUUAUUUGAGAUUGUUUAUAAUAACAAGUAUCGUUCAAGUGUCACUUUCGUCGCGUCUUCGAUGCGCUAUAAUCGAAAACGGGGGCUUCCGGUUAUGUUCGUUGAAGUUCCGUCGGGUGAAAAUGUGCGCGAGAAAAAGUGAAAGAUAAUUUUCGUCAAGACGUUGCCAAGAUUUUUGUCGAGCUCACCCAACACGAAGAACUUUCAGUGAAGAGGAUUGUGAAAGAUCUCUUCCUUUUGUAAUUUCUUUUUUUUUUUUUUUUCAAUUUUAUAGAAAAUUUCCUACUAAACGUUCAUAGGACGGGACAAUUAACAAUGGACAGUGUAAUGUAACGAUGUAGCCGGUAGAAUUGCUUGAUUCGUAAAGAGAUUAAUAAUAAUAUUCGAUGGAAUUCUGUGAACGAUUGAAGUGUAUCAAGUACCGACGGCUUGAUCAAAGUGCUCGCUCUUUGAAACGUCCCUGCUGCCAAAAUCACUUUCGCACCGAGGGUGACUAAUUGACUGUUUCCCCGGUGAAACACCGGUGAGAGUAUGGGUUUAUUUGAAGACAACAAUUCCAGUUCAGACACUCUAGACCUGAGCUCGCACAAUCACUACCCUUUGAACGGCAAUUCUAUCACUAAUACGUCCGGCCCGCAGGAAGUCGUAAUGAAGGAGAAAAGUAAGAAGGCAGCGCGUGUCCGCCGCGACAGGGAGAAUCAAGAGUUUUUGGAGCUUGCGAAGCUGUUACCCGUACCAUCCGCUCUCACGGGUCAAAUGGAUAAAGCUAGCGUCAUUCGGUUGACGACCAGUUACUUGAAGAUGCGAGCGUUGUUCCCAAACGGGCUCGGCGAAGAAUGGGGCGCGUCUCAACCUGGCAACAUCUCCCUGCAAAUCGCCCUCAAGGAGGUGACUAGUUAUAUUUUGCAAGCCUUGGACGGUUUCGUGUUUGUCCUGGCGCCUGAUGGCAAAAUUAUGUACAUAAGUGAAACUGCCAGCGUGCAUUUGGGAAUGGCACAGGUGGAAUUAACAGGGAAUAGUAUCUUCGAGUACAUCUAUCAGAACGAUCACGCGGAAAUGUUGUCGGUCCUAAACUUACCGCAGACCCCGGCUGAUCUCGCUGGAUUCACUUUUCCGCCUGCAAACUCGAGAGGCGAGAUCGAACUGGAGCGUGUCUUUAUUCUGAGGAUGAAGUGCAAUUUGGCGAAGAGAUGCGCGGGACUGGUGACGGAAGGAUACAAGGUAAUACACUGUUCCGGCUAUCUAAGGUGUAUCAUCGAAGGUCCAGUUGGCUCGGAAUACGAAGACGGUGCAGGUCGACACUGCAUUCGGAAAGUCGGUCUACUGGCAGUGGGCCAUUCUCUGCCGGGACGUUGCCUCACGGAAGUCAAACUCUAUCAGAACAUGUUCAUGUUCCGUGCGUCGUUGGACUUGAAGUUAAUCUUCGUCGACGCGAAUGUGUCACAACUGACCGGAUACGAUCCACCGGAUCUGAUCGAAAAGACGCUAUAUCACUACGUGCAUGGCUGUGACAUGAUGCAGCUGAGGCAUGCUCACGGAACUUUACUUUACAAGGGGCAAGUGAUAACCAAGUACUAUAGAUUUCUGACGAAAUCGGGAGGCUGGGUCUGGAUGCAAUCGUACGUCACAAUUGUGCACAACUCCCGAAGCUCCCGACCGCAUUGUAUCGUAUCGGUUAAUUACGUGUUGACGAAACCAGAGAACACGGACCUGCUGCUGAAUUGCGAGCAAAAGUCCUACUGUUCGAACCCAAGCAACCCGCCCAGUACCCCGCUGUCGACACCGACCACCAGCGGCAGCGUCAACGAAUUGGACAAUCACAGUCCCAGUUCACCGGCGUAUCGGACCAGAUCGAAGGACUCGCCUGAUAACGAUUACGCGAACGGUGCCACUUAUUCCAGACCAGAGUACGUUGACCUGACGAAUCACAAUCAUUAUCUGUCACCAUCUUACCAGCCGCAGAACAUAAACGGAAGUGCCCACGAGGAAAAUUUAAAAUACAACUCCGACUGGUUUUACCAAUAUGGAGACAUGCACCAAGACCCGUUAGCUUCCGUGCCGCAACAACAAGAAUCACAGCAUCCUCCUCAUCCCAUGCACCACGCUAACUCCCCAUCGAAUCUACAGCAGCACAGCCCCCAAAACGCUCAGCAGAAGCAUCAGCAUUCCCCUCAUCUACUAGAUCACUCGACACCUCCGACAAGCUUGCCACAGCCACAACCACAGCCACAGCCUCAACAACAGCAACCACCGCCGCCGCCGCAGCAGCAGCAGCAGCAACAGCAGCAACAUAGCCCUCAAAGUAACCAACAGAACAGACCUUACUCCACCUCGUCGAGUUCCUGUUGCAGCACUGAUGCCAUGGAUACUCAUUUGCCGAGUGCUCUGAGCGUGUAUUCCGUACCCCACAGUUACCCGUACUAUCAUCACUAUAUGCCUGACUCGGCGCCAUCCAACUUGAACGAAGUCGGCGGCGUGAUAAUGUAUCCCAGUUGCGGCCUGAACACCGAAACUCACAAUGCCACAGCAAGUACCAGUGCCAGUGCCAGUGCUUCCAACAACGUUCAACAUUACGAAUCGUCAUACCAGCCCAAUUUGAGCCACUACAACACCAACAACAAUCCUGCGAAGCAUUCUUAUCAUCAUCAAGAACCAACGCCAGCCAGUUACACCAGCGUGAUCGUGGACUCGCAGCAAUACAGCCCGAGCUCCGUGCAAGACUUGAUUCACUACCAGCAUCAUUACGAAGCGCAUCAUCAGUUCGUUCACUGACACCAACUAGACGCGCCUUGCGCAUAGCACGUUGAUAACAAUUGUAACAACGAGUCGUGCUAUUGUGAUACGCCCUCCAACCGAACGAACAACGAUUUCCUGCAAGAAUGCUCGAACAUUGACAAUUCAAGAGUAAUGUUGAACGAUGAACGCGAACAGGUCGUGCAAGUGAGAGCUAAGAUCUGGUGCGUUCGACCGUCGGAAAUUUGGAAGAUCAUUUCGGGCAGAGGUUACAACGAGAAAUCGUGAACUCGUGGAGUAUAGUCAGAACAUUGCGAUCGGCGAACCGUGAAUGGAUAUAGGAACAUUGAAAAUGCCGGAAAUGCCAAGUACUGCCGAAUUUCCGUAAACUUACUUUAAGGAAACUAAAUGUACAGUCGAUAUACGUAAGAAAACGUUAAUUAUUUAAGAACAUACAAUUGAAAAGGUUUUGUCGUAUUGUAGAAUAUCUACUGGCAACGAGUGGCAAUCUAUUCCAAAAUUGGUUGAUCGUUGGAUCAGUUGUACUUUAUUCACAUAUCACUUAACUUUAUUGCUCGAGGAAUGUAGAUCUAAUUACGUAUGUAGAUGUAAUUAAUUGUUUCGAGAUCGAUAUAAGUUGAACCUCGGAUAUGUUAGGGUGUAAUAACGGCAAAUGCAAUUUCAGUUUUGUGUAAGAAUGCCUCUUAACAUGUCCUUAAACAUUUACUGAAAUCCAUUUAACUGUUUCAUUGAUAUUCGUUAACGUUAGGUUCACGCUAUCACGUGAAGCAAUCGUUCCGAUCGUGUAUUUCAUCAGAAUUUUUAUUCGGAUGCUGUCAAACUUGUUAAUUUAACGAAUUUUUUCAUAGAAGGAACAGUCGGAAUCGAGAAAAUUUCAAAUUCGAGUUAAUACUAACGGGGGAAAAAGCUGAUUUCGAAACACCAUUUAAAAAUAUAAAAAGAACAAGCGAAAGAAAGACGAUUUCUGCAAAUUACACGCUGGACGUGUGUAGCCAAAAAUUCUUCUCAAACGUAAGAUGUUUUAACACGAUCCUCUCUAUGGGCGAAUGAUUUUAUACGAUUUAAUUACACAAACUGUUCUGUAAAAGUACUAACACUAGCAUUUAUUCGCCAAUAGGAAGAUACUAGCGCGUAACUGUACAUAAAAUGAAAAGUGAAUCGAAGGAGAUCUGAGUGCAUAGCGGGAGAUACUUAAUGUAGAGAUGUACAUUGCAUAGUCGUUCGUAGCUCCUACAAAAAAAAACUUCUAUAUAUAAAUAUACUAGAUAUUUCUUAGAUAGACCCGAAGACUGACCCAGUGUUUGUACCAACCGACCAAAGAAACACGCCCGCUUCUUACGAGAAGAGAAAAGAAAGGUACAAAUAUCACCGUUGCUCCACGUUUAUUUAAACAUCGUGCACACCUCCAAAAUCCAAUACUUGGUAAAUACGAUCAUAGAGUAUUCUGGCGAUCCCAGUUACAUUUUAAUCAUCGAAAUAUUUUAUUAUCGAACAUUUAGUAUCCUUAACAGUUCCUCAAGGCCGUCAUGUUAGCGCCACGAGGCAUAUGUAUAAUAUACGUGUACACAUUACGAAUUGCGAAACACUAUUAUUUAUAAUCGAUGUAAAUUAAUAAAUCGAAGGUACGAUUGGUAGUUGAGCGAUAAUCGCCGAGCGUUGUACGAUACGAUACUAUUGUAAGUGUUGUAAAUAUUGUAAAACUAAUGGCGCGCGCGCUGCAUACCUAUUGCGAGAAAAAUAUAAUCGAUAUUUUCCUCUGA
Frieseomelitta varia is the source of this 4958-nucleotide messenger RNA. It is a transcript of the gene sim, whose product is annotated as single-minded homolog 2. The record is from RefSeq and is a predicted model, not a curated record. Gene Ontology annotation, biological process: regulation of transcription by RNA polymerase II. NCBI's taxonomy places the organism in Eukaryota, Metazoa, Arthropoda, Insecta, Hymenoptera, Apidae. Gene Ontology annotation, molecular function: RNA polymerase II transcription regulatory region sequence-specific DNA binding; protein dimerization activity; DNA-binding transcription factor activity, RNA polymerase II-specific. Bases 976 to 3216 code for a protein of 746 amino acids. The transcript has 9 exons.